AUGGAAAACGAGGGAGAAGAAACCAAACAAGAAAUUAGAGAAGAAGAGGAUGUUGAAGAAGAGGAGGAGGAAACAUUAGCUGAGAGACAAGACGGGGAGGAGAAAUGGGGCAUGAAGGAGUGGAACGGAUUCAUCUCCGGAAGAGAGGAGGCAGUGGCCGAGCUGAAGCCUGGGGAAAUUGUGACUCCCCUGCAGCUCUCCCUUCUUUGUCUCUCCCUACCAGAAAUUAAAGACCUGAAGGAAGUUGAUCAAGGGAGAUUCAUACAGUAUCGCUUCUCCCCUGCUUUUCUGAGCCUGAAGGAAAUAGGAGCUACGCUAGAAUUCAUGGUGGGAAGCAGGGCAGUGAACCGUUUCAGUUUGAUAGAGAGGCACUACUUUAGAGACCUGAUUCUCAAGACCUUUGACUUUGAGAUUGGCUACUGCAUUCCACAUAGCAGGAACACCUGUGAACACAUUUACUCUCUACCUGACCUGGACGCGGACAUAGUGGGGGAGAUGAUCAGCAACCCAUUCGAGACACGGACUGACAGCUUUUACUUCGCCAACAACAGACUCAUCAUGCACAACAAGGCAGAGUAUUCUUUCAGCGAGGGUGGAGGAACAUUGAUUGCAUUAUCACCCCAAAAUGGAUCUGAGGUCCAGAAAUAGGGUCGGAUGUGUGUCUGGGUGGGUUUAAGGGGGGUUAACAUCAGUAGGUUCACUAUGAGGUCAGAAAUGCUUCAGUGGAAAUGUAUUUAUGUGUGUAAGAAUAAUGUACAAAUAAGGGCUGUCAACCACCACUCAUUUAAUGAGUCACCAUGAAUCGCUUGAUGUUCUGUAGUUGAUCAUGAUUUCCUCAAAUGUGGUUGUAAAUAAAGUUCAAAUGUUAAUACUAUGCUGUAUUGUAACAGAUUAAUAGACAACACACCCUCUAUCAGAAUGUUUCUAAUAUGUUUUCCUGAUAAAAAUGCCUGUUGCAUAGAUAUACAUAGCCUUCAAAAUAUUAAGAUUUCUUCAUUUUCUUCACAUUUUUAUUUAUAGACUAAAUGUAUCAAGGAUUAAAUAUAUACACGAUCAGCCAUAACAUUAUGACCACCUGCCUAAUAUUGU
Messenger RNA from Esox lucius (northern pike), 1089 nucleotides. It is a transcript of the gene unc119c, whose product is annotated as unc-119 lipid binding chaperone B homolog 2. Gene Ontology annotation, cellular component: spindle midzone; centrosome; intercellular bridge. Gene Ontology annotation, molecular function: lipid binding. The record is from RefSeq and is a predicted model, not a curated record. The transcript is spliced from 4 exons. Lineage: Eukaryota; Metazoa; Chordata; Actinopteri; Esociformes; Esocidae. Gene Ontology annotation, biological process: negative regulation of clathrin-dependent endocytosis; mitotic cytokinesis; positive regulation of protein tyrosine kinase activity. Bases 1 to 648 code for a protein of 215 amino acids.